CAGCUCCCCGUCGUCCCCCCUCCCGCCCACCCUCCCCUUCGCUCGCGAUGGGGUCCGCUGCGUCGACCGACAGGGCCGAGCGGCGGAGGCGGGACCGGACGCCGGGGCACAGCGGGGCCCCCGAUCCCCUGGCGGCGCGUACGCAGGACCCUUCAGCGUCGGCGCCGGCAUCGAAGGCGGAUCUGAGGAGAAAGGGGUGUAAGGUGGCCCCGGAGCCCAAGGACGGGGAAGAGGCCGAGGCGCUGCCGGGCUCUCCCAGCUUCCGGAUCUACUGCCAGAAGGCGGCGGCCCAGGUCGACGCUCUGGUGGCCGACGCCGCCGAUGAUCCGAAUCUGGCGGCCAGGAAGAAUGAUCCCCCACGCUGCUCCGGCGAGUUGCCCAAAUGUAAGGAGGGGUGGCUGAAGGUCAGAGGCCAGACGGUCUUCGACGCGCUGUACGGCUUGUUCGUCUGUCACAGCAAGAGAACUUCAGCCCCUCCUGCUCCAAAACCUCCCCGCCGUCCCGGUGCCGCUUCACCAGCUGCUGCUGCUGCUGCUGCAGGGCCCUAUCUCUGACCACGCAUUGCAUGUGUUCUUCACAUCUUAUGUGUCAGCAUGUAAAAUGUGGAUGAUUCAGUCACCUCCAAUGAUGCUUCGCGGCCUUAAUUUUCUGUACUU
Hordeum vulgare subsp. vulgare (domesticated barley) is the source of this 656-nucleotide messenger RNA. RefSeq lists its product as uncharacterized. The record is from RefSeq and is a predicted model, not a curated record. The coding region runs from base 48 to 554 and encodes 168 amino acids. Lineage: Eukaryota; Viridiplantae; Streptophyta; Magnoliopsida; Poales; Poaceae. The transcript is spliced from 3 exons.